CGUAAGCAACAGUGCCACGUCAGCAGUGCCACGUCAGCAGCGCCCCGCCACCAUGACGGGCGCAGCUCUGGGCAUGCCAGGCCAACUGGCCAAUGAGUCGCUUGCCGACUACAAACAGCGGUUCCAGGCUCAGAACACUCUCAUCGAGGCUGAGGAACAGCGCCAGCUGGCAGCCGAGGCUGCCCGCCUACAGGCUGAAGCAGCGGCAACAGCGGAGAAGCAGCGGCUACAGGCAGAAGCAGAUGCAGAUACCCAGGCACGCCGCAAGGAGGCCCAGGUUCUGCUGCAGCGGCAUGAAGCUGCCAGCAUCGAAAGACUCAAGUUCUGGCACUUUGAACCGGCCAACGGCGAGGACGCGACACCGGAAGAGCAGCAUAAGGAGUUCUUCUCCAAACUCGUGACACGGUUGUUGUACACGUGCAACUACCAACAGUCCGAGUUAGAGAAACAGAACCAGAAACUGCAGCAACAGUACCAGGAUCUGAAGAUACAGCACCAGGAGUUGGCGAACGUCCGCCGGAUAGUGCAGAGCCACGAGGAUGCAACACGGGCACUCAAUUCCCGUGUACUGGACCUGGAACAGGCUGUACCAGGACUAGAUGCUGGGGCUUCCAGCAGUGCACCCUCUAGCCGCCAACUGGAGGAACGCGUUGACCACGUAGUGGCAAUGCUGGGCGACAUCAGCACCUUCGCGGCGCCAACCACCAUCAGCAGCCAGCUGGACACUGGAGAAGACCCAGCAGCCACUCCAUCAUCACGUGACGGAGAUCAGGUGGCUGUUGUCCAGCCGCGAAGCAACAACAAGUCCCGGAACAAUGGGAAGGCGAAACCGGCAUCGCAAGCCGGAAAUGGACAGCCAGCACCAUGGGUCAAGUUUAGCUUGACCGAGGCGGAGUACAAGUACCGCGGCUGCUACGGCUGCUGCUACUGGUGCAACAGCACCAAGCACAAGACCUCUCUUUGCCAGGAUCAGGCCAAGGAGGAUGUGCGACCCCGUCUCAGCUCGGGAAAUUUCGCGGGAGGUGAGGCGACUCCACCUUCCACUCCGCCAGAUUCGGUCGCCUUGCUAGCGGCCUCCUGCACAUCUGGGGAGGAUGCGAAUGUCGUAAGUUCUCGGUACACUUACAAGGACUAUGCUGUCCACUUGGUUCCACCGCUGGACCAACCGCUCCAUGUGCAACAAUCAACCGCAUGCACGGUUUCAUCACCAUCGGCAACCAAUUCGGCAGCUUCGCCGCCAUCUAUCGCCGGGGAUUCGACGUCAUGGUCAAGACUUGAAGAGCUCGACCCAUUGACGUUCGCAGACUUCCAAUGGAUGCCCGUUCCCUCGACCGGACGAUUGCCGAAACCGCAUUGCAACGUGCUCAUGGCACAACUGCGGGAUUACUUGCACACUGCAGUACCGACUCCGUUGAUGGACGCCGGAGUAGAGGUUGUCGACCUUCACGCCUACAUUGCGAAGAUCGACUGUGAGUUCAAGACGCAACGCGACGUGUUCGAAGGCCCGCACGGAGUAGUACCGGAUCGACCCAUCCGCCUCGAGAUUAUCCUCGAGGACAGGGCUGUACCUCCGCGCGGUUGCAUCUACCGAAUGAGCGAGGAAGAGUUAAGUGUGCUUCGGGCACAACUCGACGACCUUCUGGAGAAAGGCUGGAUUCGGUCUAGCUCAUCGCCAUACCGUGCUCCUGUUCUCUUCGUCCGGAAGAAGAACAAGGAUUUGCGGUUGUGCAUCGAUUAUCACAAGCUCAAUGCGCAAACGAUCAGAAACGUCGGCCCUCUCCCACGCAUCGACGAUCUUCUCGAGCGACUGGGCGGCGCCAAGUUCUUCUCCAAGCUGGACCUCAAGUCGGGAUAUCACCAACUCGAGAUUCAGAAGGAGGAUUGCUACAAGACCGCGUUUAAGAUGCAAUAUGGGCAUUUCGAAUGGCUGGUUAUGCCAUUUAGCCUUACGAAUGCCCCGACCACAUUCCAAGCGGCUAUGACAACGGAGUUCCGACACAUGCUGGAUCGAUACGUACUUAUCUACCUCGACGACAUCCUGGUGUACAGCCGGAGUUUGGAGGAGCAUGUGGAACACCUGCGCACCGUUCUGGAGCGGCUACGACAAGCCAAGUACAAAGCCAACCGCGACAAGUGCGAAUUCGCGCGGCAGAAGCUGGAGUACUUGGGACAUUAUGUGACGCCGCAAGGCAUCCGUCCGCUUGCGGACAAGAUCGAGGCCCUUCGAGUAUGGCCCGAGCCCACCAACACCACGGACGUUCGUUCAUUCAUGGGAUUGGCGGGCUACUAUCAGCGAUUCAUCACCGGAUACUCGAGGAUUGCUGCACCUAUGACGAGAUUACAAUCGCCAAAGGUGCCAUUCGUAUUCGAUGACGACGCACGCCGGUCAUUCCAAGCACUUAAGACGACUAUGCUCAUGGCACCCGUCCUUAGCAUCUAUGACCCCGCCCUAUCUUCGGAUCACCCGCCGGCCAGUAACUAUCGCAUUGCCGACGGGUACUUGCUAUUCCACUCGAGAGGCAAGGACUUACUGUGUGUCCCACGAGACCGUCAUCUUCGGACUCGCCUUCUCGGAGAGUUCCAUGACUCGCGACUCGCCGGCCAUUUCGGAAUCAACCGCACUAUUGCACGGCUUCGACAACGAUUCCGAUGGCCCGACCUCAUUACCGAUGUCACUCGGUAUUGCGACUCUUGCGAAGUUUGUCGACGCAGCAAACCCCGCAACCGCAAUCCCUAUGGCGAGCUACGCCCGAUGCCUAUCCCACGGGAACCCGGUCUCUCCAUUGCCAUGGACGUCACCGGUCCGUUCCCUCGCGACCGACUCGGGCACGACGGCAUCCUCACGGUUGUGGACCGAUUGAGUAAGUACGCGCGUUUUCUUCCUUGCAAGUACUACUCCACGGCUCUCGAGCUGGCACGCCUGCUGCAUACCGGUUGGAUUUGUGGCCACGGUGUACCAGAAGACAUAGUCAGCGACCGCGACACUCGCUUCAUGUCGGCAUUUUGGACUGCUCUCAUGCAGGAGUCCGGCACGAAGAUGAAACCAAGUUCGGCUCGGCAUCCACUGACGGACGGGCAAACAGAGCGGGCACAUCAAACCGCUCAAAUGAUGCUUCGUACACUCAUCCGUCCGGACCAGAAAGAUUGGGUUGAGCGCCUCCCCAACAUCGAGUUCGCCUACAACACUUUGGUGCACCCGACGAUCGGCGUGACUCCAUUCGAGUUGCACCACGGUGGACGGAAAGGCCGUAUCUUCGCCGACCUUCUCCUCCCUCGACCAACCGACAUUGACGCCGCUUGCUCUCCCGCUUCCGUCCGGAAGUACAGGGAAUUGCCGACUCAAGCCCGCGCGAAUAUGCAAAAGGCUCAAGUCUGCAUGCAGCAGCAAGCCAACAGGCGUCGCGUGCCAUGUCCCAUCCGAGCCGGUGAUCUGGUUUGGGUCUCCGCGGAAGAGUUUGCAUUGGAACAGGAUGUUUCACGCAAACUGCUUCCCAAGUGGUUUGGACCAUGGUCUGUGACAUCAGCCGCGGGCGAUGAGCCCGAUGGCCCUUCAUUUGUGAUCAACAUUCCCGAGCAUCUGACGGUCCAUCCAGUCUUUCACGCAUCAAAGCUGGCAACAUAUACACCAGCUAAGAGCGACGACUUCCCGGGCCGACGAUCGCAGGACCCUCCAUUUAUGGAUGGUCAUUAGGAGGUUGACCGCGUCAUCUCGGAUCGCAAGUACGGCAGCAAGCCGCGACAGUACAAAGUUACAUUC
This is a messenger RNA of Chara braunii, 3757 nucleotides long. Lineage: Eukaryota; Viridiplantae; Streptophyta; Charophyceae; Charales; Characeae. The record is from the annotation of a GenBank genome assembly.